Symphalangus syndactylus (siamang) is the source of this 7222-nucleotide messenger RNA. Its product is annotated as 3-phosphoinositide-dependent protein kinase 1. Gene Ontology annotation, molecular function: protein serine/threonine kinase activity; ATP binding. The record is from RefSeq and is a predicted model, not a curated record. Lineage: Eukaryota; Metazoa; Chordata; Mammalia; Primates; Hylobatidae. Gene Ontology annotation, biological process: peptidyl-serine phosphorylation; intracellular signal transduction.
GCGCCGGGGGUGGCGGGCGGCGGGGCGGGCGCAGGAUGAGGGCGGCCAUUGCUGGGGCUCCGCUUCGGGGAGGAGGACGCUGAGGAGGCGCCGAUCCGCGCAGCGCUGCGGGGGAGGUGCCCGCGCCGACGCGGGGCCCAUGGCCAGGACCACCAGCCAGCUGUAUGACGCCGUGCCCAUCCAGUCCAGCGUGGUGUUAUGUUCCUGCCCAUCCCCAUCAAUGGUGAGGACCCAGACUGAGUCCAGCACGCCUCCUGGCAUUCCUGGUGGCAGCAGGCAGGGACCCGCCAUGGACGGCACUGCAGCCGAGCCUCGGCCCGGCGCUGGCUCCCUGCAGCACGCCCAGCCUCUGCCGCAGCCUCGGAAGAAGCGGCCUGAGGACUUCAAGUUUGGGAAAAUUCUUGGGGAAGGCUCUUUUUCCACGGUUGUCCUGGCUCGAGAACUGGCAACCUCCAGAGAAUACGCGAUUAAAAUUCUGGAGAAGCGACAUAUCAUAAAAGAGAACAAGGUCCCGUAUGUAACCAGAGAGCGGGAUGUCAUGUCGCGCCUGGAUCACCCCUUCUUUGUUAAGCUUUACUUCACAUUUCAGGACGACGAGAAGCUGUAUUUCGGCCUUAGUUAUGCCAAAAACGGAGAACUACUUAAAUAUAUUCGCAAAAUCGGUUCAUUCGAUGAGACCUGUACCCGAUUUUACACGGCCGAGAUUGUGUCUGCUUUAGAGUACUUGCACGGCAAGGGCAUCAUUCACAGGGACCUUAAACCGGAAAACAUUUUGUUAAAUGAAGAUAUGCACAUCCAGAUCACAGAUUUUGGAACAGCAAAAGUCUUAUCCCCAGAGAGCAAACAAGCCAGGGCCAACUCAUUCGUGGGAACAGCGCAGUACGUUUCUCCAGAGCUGCUCACGGAGAAGUCCGCCUGUAAGAGUUCAGACCUUUGGGCUCUUGGAUGCAUAAUAUACCAGCUUGUGGCAGGACUCCCACCAUUCCGAGCUGGAAACGAGUAUCUUAUAUUUCAGAAGAUCAUUAAGUUGGAGUAUGACUUUCCAGAAAAAUUCUUCCCUAAGGCAAGAGACCUCGUGGAGAAACUUUUGGUUUUAGACGCCACAAAGCGGUUAGGCUGUGAGGAAAUGGAAGGGUACGGACCUCUUAAAGCACACCCGUUCUUCGAGUCCGUCACGUGGGAGAACCUGCACCAGCAGACGCCUCCGAAGCUCACCGCUUACCUGCCGGCCAUGUCGGAAGACGACGAGGACUGCUAUGGCAACUAUGACAAUCUCCUGAGCCAGUUUGGCUGCAUGCAGGUGUCCUCGUCCUCCUCCUCACACUCCCUGUCAGCCUCGGACGCGGGCCUGCCCCAGAGGUCAGGCAGCAACAUAGAGCAGUACAUUCACGAUCUGGACUCGAACUCCUUUGAACUGGACUUACAGUUUUCUGAAGAUGAGAAGAGGUUGUUGUUGGAAAAGCAGGCCGGCGGAAACCCUUGGCACCAGUUUGUAGAAAAUAAUUUAAUACUAAAGAUGGGCCCGGUGGAUAAGCGGAAGGGUUUAUUUGCACGACGACGACAGUUGUUGCUCACAGAAGGACCACAUUUAUAUUACGUGGAUCCUGUCAACAAAGUCCUGAAAGGUGAAAUUCCUUGGUCACAAGAACUUCGACCAGAGGCCAAGAAUUUUAAAACUUUCUUUGUCCACACGCCUAACAGGACGUACUAUCUGAUGGACCCCAGCGGGAACGCACACAAGUGGUGCAGGAAGAUCCAGGAGGUUUGGAGGCAGCGAUACCAGAGCCACCCGGACGCCGCUGUGCAGUGACGUGGCCUGCGGCUGGGCUGCCCUUCGCUGCCAGGACACCUGCCCCAGCGCGGCUUGGCCGCCAUCCGGGACGCUUCCAGACCACCUGCCAGCCAUCACAAGGGGAACGCAGAGGCGGAAACCUUGCAGCAUUUUUAUUUAAAAGAAAAGAAGAAAAAAAACACCCAAACACACAAAGAACAAAACCAGUAACAAACACAAAGGAAUUCAGGGUCGCUUUGCUUGCUCUCUGUGCUCCGUGGAGGCCUCCGUGUGCCCUCGUUGCCGUGGGGACCCAGCUCCGUGCACGUCAGCCCAGUCCCGCCCAGACUAGUGGACAGACCUGGUGUCAGCAGCUUCUCCUAGCAUCAGUCCGAACCAUGUGCCCGCCCUGCCCCAACUGUGUGCUGGUCCUGCUGUGGCUGAGGGGACCGGGUGUGUUUGGCUCUUUAUGCCCCUCCCGCUGUGGUCCUGGAACUCUUCACCAGGGAGGGAGCCUCUGUAGCCCUGCAGGGGGGCCGCAUCUCUCUGUGGAGGGAGCCUCUGUGCUUCUGUCACGUGCUCCCUUUCUUGCGUCUCCCUGUGAUUGGCCCUUAGGCCUGGCUGGGCCCAUUGCGUAUCCCUGUGGUGGCUCUGGUGGCAGGCUUUCUGUGGCCCCUGCUGUGUUGGCAGGCAGAUUUGCGUGGUGAGGAGCAGAGGGGUUGGAGUGGUGCGGGAGCAGGCUGCCAAGUGGAGGGUGCCAUCGAGGGCUCCGGAUCCCUUGUCCUACUUAGCAGUGUUGGUCUUUGGGGCUGGAAGCCGAGCGCAUGCUGGGAGCGGUACUGUCAGAAGUGAGCUGGCUCACUGCACGAGAGAGUCCUGCCCCAAGCCCUAGGUGGGGCCAGGAGGUGUCUUGGAGAAUCCAGCCAGAGCAGAGAGGGCCGCUGACUUCUGUGUGGAUGAGAGAGGCCUGAGGGCCUCCUAAAAGGUUUAAAUGUCCACGCCUCCCCAGUUGCUGAAGUAGGGUCUGAGAGAACCCUGGCAUCAGCAGACCCAGGGUGCUUCUGUCUCCUGCAGACCACACCAGGGAGUGCAGACACCACCAUCACACACGCCCCUUUUGUGUUGUGGUUAAAAUUUCUCAGAGCCCACUCAGAGUUUCUACAUCUCUGCAUGAGAAAUCUCACAGCCUUCUCAUGCUGCCGGCUCAUCUGGUCCCAUAAAGAGUGGACUUUGCCAGUUGCUGUUGCACUGGAGGCGAGAACAGCGCACUUCAACCCCAGCUUGCUGGUCGGCUUCCCUCUGUAGGGAGCCGGUUUUGGGGCCGUUUCCCUUUGAUGCUUUGGUGGCCUUGCCCUGCUCUACAGCACAGACAGGCCAGAUGCAUUUGUCCUUUGCCUAGUUACUCCCCAGGCAGAGAGUGCUCCUGGUAGCCUGGCAGGUCUGGGCCUUUCUCUCCCUGCCCAGGUUGUCCCUGGAGGGCAGCCCUCAGUCCCGUUGGGGAAGAGGCAGACAUUGCUGCCCACAGACCUGCCUCUGACUCAACUGUGUCCACCCUCCCUGGUCCCUACCCUCAAGUCACAGAUGACUCAGCGGUGACCCUGUGUCCCAGGCCAGAUCCAAACUGAGAGGGAAGGUGUCCUUUUUACACUGCUAAUGACGAGAGUGGCUCCUUUUAGCUAGGCGAGUGCAGAUGGGGGCCUGGGAGGGGGCAGAGAUGUUCCCCAGGCCCUGCCUGCGGUUCCUGCCUGGGCCUUGGCUGCUGCCGUGUGAGAGCUGCAUGUGAGCCUGUGACUGUGAGCUGGGGUGAGCUGGGCCGCACUUGCCCUGGGGCGCCAGGGAACAGGACGCUCGGGGGCCCAGCACGUUGCCCUGGGCCUGUGGCUGGAGUCGGAGUCCUCUCUCCUCCUCCUGGCUUUGGGAAAGGCUUGGCUGUAUUGGGAAGUCUCUCUUAGCCCUUUCAGAAAUUUCUGUUCAGGCUUCCUCCUCCUCAUCAGCUAUUUUACCUAUCUCAGAACAUCCUGUGUCUCCAUGUAGGAGAGUGGCUCUCUCAGGGCGUCUGGUUAUAGGGAAACAAGCGGAGCAGGGACGUGGCUUUGAUUGGAGCACUCGGCUGGGCUGCUUGGGGAGACUCUUCCGUGCGUUCUUCCUCUGGAUAGAACCACCACCUCCUGGGCGUCACUGACAAGCUCCAUCUUAACCUCCAAAGCCACAGAACUACGGGCUCAGAGCCAAAGCUGGCAGCCGACAGCUGAAAUGAUGCCAUUGCCUGAGCUAAUGACAGCCAGGCUGUUCUGUGGGUCACCUUUCUCCUCACCCAGCCCCUUGCUCUUUUUAAAGGCCCGUGUGUUUUCUUUCCUUAGCCUGUGCUUGCUCGUGUCUACUCCAGUUUUAUCUAGCACAUCCUUAGAGCCAUCACCUGGCAUGCAGGCGCCUUCCAUUCUACGGUAGAACGUGGGGUACCGUGUGUGCACAUAGACACACUUAUGUGGAAUUACAGUUGUGGGUUUAUCCAAGAUGAGGAAGAUUUCACCUGCUGUUUAAUAGACCUGGGGCCAGGUGCCUCCCCACACGUGGGCAAGGACAGGUGGGAUGUCAGGACCGCACUGUGCGUGGCCUCUGGGCACAAAGUGGAGGGAGGCUGUGGUUGCUGCCGGCCCAGGUGCCCCACGUGCCCUGCCUUUCUGUGGGACACAGUUGGGGGCCAGCUUCUGAGGGACUCUUUUCUCCCCUCUUUGUGUGGCCCCAGCCAGGGCGGUGGGCAGUCUUGGUGUAGAGCACAGGGGUCUCCACCCUAGCGAGAUGGCUCUGUACCACGGCUACCAUGUGGAACCUUAACUUGCGGAAGGCUUGUUAACAAUUGUUUUGAGAGAGAUGGCUGGUCAUGCCACAGCUGCUGGGGACUCCGCCUCCUCCAGCCCUCUUGGGACACACUGUGGGAUUUGUGGCCCUCCCCAGAGGAAUUGUGGAGACUGUCCCAUGGCACAAACCCCCAGGCACCAGCACAGGGCUCUGGGUGACUCAAAACUAACAUUUGUCUCUGACAAGAUCAGCUGUAGGCUCACCGGCCAGAGAAGACCACUGUGAGCAUUUUGCCCUAUAUCCUGCCCUGCCAUUUGUUCACUUUUUAAACUAAAUUGGGAACAUCCGACACACCGUUUGCAUCGUCUUCUCCCUUGAUAUUUUAAGCAUUUUCCCAUGUCAUGAGUUUCUCAGAAACAUGUUUUUAACAAUUGUAGUGUUUAGUCAUUGUCAUUUACUAUCAUUUAUCUGACCAUUUCCCUGCUGUAAAAUACUUAAGAUGGUUUCUGAUUUUUCCACUAUUUAAAUAAUGCUGCGAUGAAUAUCCUUAAAAUCUUCUGAUUUCUUACUUUUUUUCCCCUUAGAUGCCUAGAAGUGGUAUUUUGAGGUCAAAGAGUUUGUUCAUUUUAAAGAUAUUUCUGUCUCUCUCUCGACCUGAUGUUUAGAUGCUCAGAGUUCCAGUGGCAGAAUCACUUUAGUUGUGUCUUACAGAUUCUGAACAAAUCAGUUUCUGAUAAGCCGUGUGUUCCAAAGAAUGUCUGAGUAAGACCGCUCUUUAUUUAAAUGCUAAGAGGAUGUCAUUACUGCAAUCCAUUUGUGGCCGAUUUUUUCCAAGAGCCAAUUUCCUUGUUUUGGUUGCGAGAACCUGGCUCCGCCUGCAUGUCAGCUCUCUGCCAUCCCUGCUGCGGUGGCUUUCAAGCGCUUGGCGAUAUUUUCAGAAUCUUGUCCUUUGUGUCCACAAUGGUACUGAAUUUGCAUCUGUACAGUCAGCAGAGAUAACGAGUGUUGAACUGACCUUGCCACAUGCUUAGUGAGUGACUUGUAAUUAAGUUUAUAGACUCAGAAAGUACAUUAGGCCAUUUAGAAUCAGUAGCAGAGCAAAGCCUCUACUUGAAAAAAACCACGUAGCUGAUUGGGUUUUACAAAGAGUGCAUUUGUCUCCCCCUUCCGCCCCCCUUCAGGUCUUAGUGGCUCAGAAGAGCCCGGCAGCCAGGCUGGCUUUUUCAUUGUAGGGCGUGGUUGUCCCAGCUGGUGUAGAUUUCAGGCCGCCUCCCCCAACUCCCUGCCCAGAGUGUUGCAGAUUGCCUGGCUGGCGGCAAGUCCAGACCACCCAAGUUUGGUUGGAUUCUUCAUUUCUCCACUUUAGUUGGGGUCUAUUGAUUGUGCAGGGGAACGUGGGCGGGGGGGGGUUUCUAGGCACCGCGUUUAGUGCUGCUUCACUCUACCAGAGAUUAUAGCCAAAUUGCACGGAAUUUGGUUUCUUGCCCUCCUCUGAAGCCUGAGGCCCCCUCGCCUGGCUGGUUGACAGACCCCGGGUGCUCACUGCUGAGACUUCAGAGAUCGCAGCUGCUGUGAGAAUACGGUGAAGGUACUAUGUUCUGGAAGAUGUUGUCCUACACUUUUCCCCAGUUAUUUUCAAACCUGACAUGAACCUAUGUUGACUCACUGGGUGGGGUCCCUUCUCACGCAGCACACGUGGCAAGUGCCUGAAUCGGUGCUGGAGGCACUUCAGAGCCUCUGAGGAGCCACCACUUCUGGCCCAAAAUUGCAGGGUUGUAGAUGAGGCUGCCUGUGGAGAACUGGUGUGAGGAGGAAGCUGUUUCCAACAAAGAGCACUUUUAUCUGUUGAGAUGGCUGUGGUGAGCACCUGAACGAGCCUCCGUGUGUACCUGAAUUUUCCCCAUAACUCAUUUCUUCCAUUUGAAGAAACACCAAACUAUGCACAGAUAACUUUUUACAAAAGCAGACCUUUUUUAAGCUGUGUAACCCACAUAGCCUAACCAUCUGGCAGAAUGACUACGAAUAGGGGUCAUUGUGCUGGUAAAAGCCUCUAUUAUGACUGUAAGUUGGACGUUGGCAAAAUUAAAUGGUUAUAGUAUUUAGAGCUGCUAUAGCUGUUCCUUCACAACAUAAAAUAGGAUAAAUGACUAGUACAUCUUUCAGGUGGGUGGCAGUCAGAACAUGGGUAAUACUCUCCACCUGGUCUGUAGCUGUGACUGUGAUUACAGGCAAAGCAAAAAUUAAAAGAAUUAUGAAAACAAAUAAUGCAAUGAUAUUAGGAUAUACACUUUUGUAUUUUUAUUCUUAUAUAAGGUUAUUUGCUGGCAAUUGUUGGCCUCUAGUUCAGUCUGUGUUAUUUAAAUUCUAAUAUAUGAAUUAUUUGGAUUGAAUUCAUGUUUGGGGCCACGUUGUUGUAUGUAUUGAUGUACAGCCUUGAAUGUGAAUAAUUAUUGUAAACUAUAUUUUACAACUUUUUUUCUGGCUUUAUUAUAUAAAUUUUCUAUUGGGUCAGUGAUUUAAUCAUAUAAUUUAAUGAAUCUGUUUAUUCUUUUUUUUUUUUUUUCCAAAUAUUUGUGCUUUAGGUGUAGUUACCAGAUGAUGAAUUUUCCUCGUAUGCUCAGUAGUCUUGUAAUAAAAAGCAUGUAGAGUGUA